UUUUUAUGCCACUGCGUCCAUCGUGUUCGUUUGUGGUAAUUGUACGUGAUCUACUAAGCCCACAGGGUAUAUACAACAAAUGCUUGGAUGAUAUCUGAACUAGCAUUUUUCCCUUGAAGGCAAUGACACUUUGUCCUUUGCGCGUUCAUUAAAGCCACUAACAUACGUGUAACGUGCUUUUAAGGCCUUAUAAAAUAAUUGGUCUUCCUCACAAUCCGUGCUAUUGACGGACUAUCGGUGCUAUUGAACCUAUCAAAGUCUAAUUUUAAGCGCCCAAAUAAACGUUUCCCAACAAGAAGUACUUAAAAUAAAAAGUAAUCUGUCUUGUGCGAUAUUCCGUUUUCUAUUAUCUACAGUUAAGUUGUAUUCUAGAUCGUUUCGCGGAUUUUUAUUGGGUUAAAAGCGUUCAGAAACAACGUAUCUUGCCAAAGACUUAUUGAUAACAUGUCCGUCUGUUGAUUAAAAAAAAACCCACGAGGAGAGAUUUUUGCUCCAACCCAACUUUAUUUCGACCCAUAGCGCUAUUCGUUCGUGUAUGAAGGGCCACCGUACAUUAGCAUCAUGGCUUAAAUGAACGACUGACAAAGCAAACACAUCAAUAGUUAGUCACAUGUCAAUAACAUUUAAAGUUACGUUUAAAUUAAGGUAUUAAAGUUAUCAGAAAAAUUAGAGAUCAAUGAUCACGCGAAAAUUCAAAUUUUACAACUGCACGUGUGUAAUGAGAAUAAGGCUGCAAUCAGAACUAAUAAGGCCAAUAACAGCUGGUAGAUUUCUGGUAGGUUCUUAUUGUUUUGACAUCAAUCGUUAGGGCAUGACAGAAAGAAAUAGAUGAGCUAGGACACCCCGAUAAAAUGCAUGGAGAUUAUUUAUCAGUACGUAUAACAAUACGUUUCAUAAUUUUGCUAGAAAUCUCUUAUAAGACUUAAAACUGGUGGUUUUGUAGCGUCUGACGAUAGAAAUAACUAUUUCGUAAAUGAAUCUUCUAUAAUAGAUCUAUCCAGUAAUCCGUAAUAAAUAAAGAAUGUAUUUCCUUCGGUUAACGGCGCAGAAAAGGUGAAAUCCAUUAGCAUCUGCUUUUAUCUUAAAUAUCAACAAUAUAAGUAGAUAAUAACAGUUACGUGUCCUGUAUAUGAAAUUUUAACGAAACCUACUAGUUCCUCACUAGAGUGUUGGAAGGUUAUGACUAGUUGUAGUUUAGUUUAAACAAACGUCACAUGUCGCCAACCGUCAUCUGGCUCUAUUUAUUGUCUUGCAAGGUUAUUUCUAUUUAAAUCAAGAAAGGGAACCAUUUGGCUGACCAACAGACAUUUCCCGCGUUGUGAGCCCUAAGUCGAAACUUUUGAUCUUAUUUGUAGCGCUUUUACUUGUUCCGCUGCCAAGGCUGCUGUUGUUGUCGUUCUAAACAGAGGUGUCUUACAACAACGCCGAUUCGGUGACGAAAUGCGCACGGUCCAGUUGGACUCUUUUUAAAAAUAGAUGUUCGCGCUAUAUGUCAACGUCUAAUGCAUUUAAUGUGAUGAAAAAGUUCGACAAACACACGUUUUAAGUGGUUUAAGCUUGUUGUGCCCGCUUAAGCCUUGUAGGAGCGUUAGAUUAGUCAGACAUCAGCUUCAGGUUUACGUCACUGAGGCUAACCGUACGCUACACGAACAUAUUAUAUCAGCCUGCACUAAAAAAAUAUUUACCAUCUUGGAAAGAUGUUGCGACGCCGUUUCAUAGACAUUGGUGCAAAUAUCACUGAUGAGGUAUUUCGAGGUGUCUACCAUGGAAGUACUAAACAUCCUGAUGACUUCGAGGCCAUGAUUAAGCGUGCGAAACAAGUAGGCCUCUUGCUUGUGGUGUUUUGGAUCUUUGAGAGUUUUUAUUCUACGGUUGGCGUACAGAAACUUAUAAUUACUGGGGGAAGCCUCGAGAGUUCUAGGCAGGCCUUGGAACUAGCGUCGACAGGUUCAGACCUCUACUGUACAGUCGGUUGCCACCCCACUCGUUGUUCAGAAUUCGAUAACUAUUCCCAAGGUCCUGAGAAAUACCUCGAGGAACUUAUUAAAUUGGCUCGCUCUUCUGAAAAGGUUGUUGCCGUAGGAGAGUUUGGUCUCGACUACGACCGAUCGCAGUUCUGUUCGCCAGACGUUCAACGGCAGUAUUUCGAAUUCCAGUUCGAGCUCGCUGUUGCGAUUCGUAAGCCAUUAUUCUUACACUGCCGUAGCUCAGGUGAAGAUUUUUUACGGAUACUCCAAGCAAACAGAAAAAGGUUCUCUACUGGAGUUGUACAUUCGUUCGAUGGUACGUGGGAUCAAGCUCGUGCCUAUAUCGAUAUGGAUCUCUACAUUGGUAUUAAUGGAUGUUCGCUCAAAACUAUUGAAAAUCUUGAGGUGGUCAAAAAGAUUCCAUCAGAUAGGCUGAUGAUUGAGACUGACUGUCCGUAUUGCGACAUUAAGCCGACCCAUGCGGGACACAAAUUCGUCAAGACGACGUUCGAAUCAAAGAAAAAGGAACGUUUUGAAGAGGGUAAACAAGUCAAAGGAAGGAAUGAGCCGCAGAAUAUUGUUCAGGUCUUGGAGGUGAUCGCCGGCUGUAGAGGUGAUACUGUGCCGGUUUCAAACAAGGUUUUUAAUGGACUGGUUUGUCGUUACGUUUUUCUAUUGUUUAAAAAGGAAUUUAAAUAUUUGUAAUUCGUCCAGCAACUUUUUAGUUGUUAGAAGAUAUGUUUGUUUUUCAAUUCGGCUGACCCCUUCAUCUCUACGAUGAGGUACCCGAUAUCUGUGGCGUCAGUUCAAAUCGACCACAAGUUUAAAAGUACGAUGCCACUUGCAAAGUGAAGGUUUCACAAAAAAAAAGGACAACGAAAUGGCUUUUAUAUGUACUACGUCAUUUAUGCCGGUACGUCUAUGAUUGGCUCCAGUUAUUAGCUUUUUGAGCAAUACGUAAGCAAGU
Molecule: messenger RNA, 2934 nt
Organism: Varroa destructor (honeybee mite)
Lineage: Eukaryota; Metazoa; Arthropoda; Arachnida; Mesostigmata; Varroidae
Product: deoxyribonuclease TATDN1
Cellular component (GO): cytosol
Molecular function (GO): 3'-5'-DNA exonuclease activity
Source: RefSeq, a predicted model, not a curated record